Messenger RNA from Capsicum annuum, 1529 nucleotides. Its product is annotated as biotin carboxyl carrier protein of acetyl-CoA carboxylase. Lineage: Eukaryota; Viridiplantae; Streptophyta; Magnoliopsida; Solanales; Solanaceae. The record is from RefSeq and is a predicted model, not a curated record. The transcript is spliced from 9 exons. Bases 281 to 1153 code for a protein of 290 amino acids.
GGGAAAAAUAAAUUUCAGCUGUAAAUAUAUUAUUUUAAUUUUUAUUAAGAAAUUUAAUUAGGAUUAAUAAAGAUCUGGUUUGGUGCAACUAAACAGUGGGAAAAUGGGUGAAGAAAUAUAAGUUGGCGGACCUCUCAAUGAAAGAUAAUAGCAAUAUAGAGCUUCUCAUAGUAAUAUAUGUCGCAACUGUGCUAAGCGCCGAACCUAACUCUCAUUUUCCAUUUUCCCUCUAAUAUCUCCAAUUUCUUCAUCGUUUUCUCCGUUCAGAGCUGCUAACCAGAUGGAGUCCGCCGUCGUUCUCCGCUCCUUCCACCAUUCAGUUGGUACCACUUCCCAUGUGAGGUCAGGAAUUGAAAUGCCUGGUGUUAUUCCAACAAAUAGUAUUGCCUUCUCCAAGUUUACUAAGUUGACCCUAAAGGACUCCUCAAAUGGUGCAAGGUUCAUGUCUUCUCCUAACAAACAUGGUAGAUUGAUGCUGUCUUGUGCAAAGACAUCUGAAACAACCGUGACAGCGAAAUCUGAUGAUAGCCACAAAAAAGUGCCAACGGAGAGUAGUCCACUGCCAACAACAACAUUUCCAAAGGGUUUUGAGGCUCUGAUUACUGAGGUAUGUGAUGAUACAGAGGUAGCUGAGUUGAAACUUAAGGUUGGAGGUUUUGAACUGCACCUGAAACGGAACAUUGAAGCUCCAGUAGUGCCUGCACCUGUUGUUUCCACACCAACACCAACACCGCCACCUAGUGCAAGCAAGCCCUCCAUUUCAUCCACAGCUACUGCUCCUGCAGCAUCCCUGAGGAAAUCGUCCUCAGAAAAGGUCAGCCCAUUCACAAACAUUGCUGCUGAAAAAUCAGCAAAAUUAGCAGCUCUAGAGGCUACUGGGGCUAGUGGUUAUGUUCUUGUGUCAUGCCCCACGGUUGGUUCACUCCGAAGGGCCAGGACGUUAAAGGGAAAGAAACAACCACCUGCAUGUAAAGAGGGUGAUAUUAUCAAGGAGGGACAGAUUAUUGGCUUUUUGGAUCAGUUUGGGACAGAACUUCCCGUCAGGUCAGAUGCAGCUGGAGAAGUCUUGAAGAUCCUCUUUAAUGAUGGUGAAGCUGCUGGUUAUGGUGAUCCACUUAUUGCUGUCUUGCCAUCAUUCCGGGGUAUAAACUGAAAUAGCUGUCAACUUUAGUUUUUGAGUUCUUGGAGAAUACUAAGGUUGCUGUUCUUAUUCUCGUAUUUUGGUCAACUGUGUCAUCUUCGACUAACCUAAUCCCACUUGGGAUGCAUGUUUAGAUGAUAACUGUAAACUUCUUAUAACAGGUUAAUUCGGCUUUAGAACAAUAAAUGAUCGUCCGAUCGAGGUUGAGAACUUGCUUUCUGUUUUUCUGGUUGUAUGAUUUUGUAUAUUUCUGUCACGCUGAUGGCGUUAUCAAUAGGGACCAGAAAAGAGUGGUGUUGGAGUUUGCAAUUACUGCCUAUUUUUAGGAGUGGUUGAUUGGAGCAACUCUGGGACUUAUUACAUGGAAUUCAGUAUGUUAUUUUGUCAA